Messenger RNA from Xyrauchen texanus (razorback sucker), 5177 nucleotides. RefSeq names its product protein prenyltransferase alpha subunit repeat-containing protein 1-like. The transcript has 7 exons. The coding region runs from base 10 to 1305 and encodes 431 amino acids. Gene Ontology annotation, biological process: protein prenylation. Gene Ontology annotation, molecular function: protein prenyltransferase activity. Gene Ontology annotation, cellular component: cytoplasm. The record is from RefSeq and is a predicted model, not a curated record. NCBI's taxonomy places the organism in Eukaryota, Metazoa, Chordata, Actinopteri, Cypriniformes, Catostomidae.
GCUCUGAAAAUGGCUGAGUCGGAAGAGGAGGUGGAUGUCUUGGUCCAGAGAGUUGUGAAAGAUAUCAAUAACGCCUUCAAAAGAAACCCAAGCAUUGAUGAAAUCGGACUCAUUCCAUGUCCAGAGGCCCGAUAUAACAGAAGCCCCAUCGUCCUAGUGGAGAACAAGCUGGGAGUGGAGAGUUGGUGUGUCAAGUUUCUGCUACCAUAUGUCCAUAAUAAACUCCUGCUCUACAGGCAGAGAAAGCAGUGGCUAGACCGGGAAGCACUGGUAGAUAUAACCUGCACUUUGCUUCUCUUAAAUCCAGACUUAACCACAGCUUGGAAUGUCAGGAAAGAGCUUCUGCAGUGUGGUGUGUUGACCCCUGAGAAGGACCUGUACUUGGGCAAACUAGCUCUAACCAAGCAUCCAAAAAGCCCAGAAACCUGGAUACACCGGCGGUGGGUGCUGCAGUGGUUGCAGAAGGAGUGCUCUCCCUCUGGGUCAGAACUAAAGGAGCAGGUUGAACCCAGGGGUGAUGCUGAGAGGAGAAGGCAGUGUGAGCGCCUGCAGAGAGCCUUGCAGGAGGAAAUGAGGGUCUGUGCAGAUGCAGCUGGCCGUUACCCCAGCAACUACAAUGCCUGGUCCCAUCGCAUAUGGGUGCUGCAAAACAUGGCCAAAGGCAAUCUGAAGGUUCUGCAUGAUGAGAUGUCCUCCACCAGGCUCUGGGUGUCCAUGCACGUGUCUGAUCACAGCGGCUUCCACUGCCGUCAGUACCUUCUUAAAGCUCUGGCCAGUGAGCUCGGCCAGGCCGGAGAAAGGGAACUUUGCCCCACACAGCAGUCCAAUGGAGAGGUCACGGCAGGCACAUCUGAUGACGUUCACCAUAAUGAUGUCAUUCCUCAGCUCUUCCAUGAGGAGAUGGAGCUCUGUACUGACCUCAUCGAGGCAUAUCCUGGGCAUGAAACGCUCUGGAGCCACAGGCGACAUGUCUUUUACCUGUGGCACCUGUGGCGGCGGGAGCACUUUCUGGAGUCGGGGUCUCAGUGUCCACCUCUCACCCACACUGACGUCCUCCUCAGUGAGGAGCCCUGUGAUGACAGCUGUUCUUCCCAGGCCAUGGACAUAGACUGCGUUCUAGACGGGAGCAAACAUGGAAGUUACACGCAGGACACCAAGAGAUUAAAGCGGGGACCCUUGCCCCACCACGGACUUUCCUCUGAGCACACAUUUGUCUCUAGAAUUCUUGCAGGGAGCCGGAGCCCCGAGCAAAGCCGCUUUGCCAUCGCCUACAGGAAGUGGCUGGACUCUGUUAUAGGUCAGUAGCAUUAGAAACACACCGCCCACCAUGAGGUGGGAGAGCUGUGAUAGGUCAACUUAUUUCUGGCUUCAAACCACCCACAUCCUGUUCUAUAAAUUGGCUGGACUCAGUGGCUGGUUUGUCAGAGAUGCUCUGCAGGAGCAAAUUCCCCCUCAUGAUGAAAACCCAUGACCGGUCGUGACAGUGUAAGCUUUGUCUGUUUCAGCUGCUUUAGUUCAGGUACUGGAAAUCUCAGGUCUGUUUUUCAGUGUAUUAUCUUAUUUACAAUCAUUUUAUUUUAAUCAAUUGUCAUUUUCUUUCAUAUAAAUUUUGUUGGUUUUAUGUUUUUUUAAAGUCUUCCACCAAAAAUCAAUUACAGCUUGUUCUCAUCAUGCUGACUGCAGUUUUAUGAUUCCUGUCAGGAGUCUUAAAUGCACCCUGCAGUGCAUAAUGAAGGGAACACUUAGAGCGAUUCUGACCCAGUUUCUCUGUUUUGUUUAACUGAGGGCUGUACGACGCUGAAUCCUGUCUACUUCUCUUUUGUAAUAAAGCAUGACAAUUUUACAAUUUAUGUUUGCAACAAUCAGUAAUGUGAGCACAAUCAUUGAAUUUAAAGGGAUAGGUCACCCAAAAAUUUACUCACUUUCAUGCCAUCCCAGAUGUGUGACUUAAUUUCUUCUGCUGAACAAAAAUGCAAGUGACUUUUCAAGCCCCAAAUAUCACAUAAAGGCAGCAUAAAAGUAAUCCAUAGUUUUAAUACAGUAGUUCCCAAACCUGUUCCUGGAGGCCCCCAACACUACACAUUUUGUUGUAGUAGAUACAUUUUGGAUAUCUCCGUAAACAAACUCGCAUGAUUCAACUCAUCAGCUCGUUAGUUGAGACUCCAAGACCUGAACUGGGUGUGUCAGAAAAGGAGAUAUACAAAAUGUACUGUGUUGUGGGGGCCACCAGGAACAGGGUUGCAAACCUCUGAUUUAAUGUUUUGUGAAGUCAAGCAAUCACUUUGAGUGAGAAACAGAUUCAUAUUUCAAUCCUUUUUCCAGAGCUCAAAUAUUCAUCUAAAAUGAUUUGUGUUCAGUAGAAGUAAGUCAGUCAUACACAUCUGGGAUGGCUUGAGAAUGAGCAUAUGAUGAGAGAAUUAAAAUAUUUUGGGGAACUAUCCCUUUAAAGAUUCUUGGUGCCAUUUUAUAUGAAAUAUUAGUGCUAAAGGCAGACAUUUGCAUAAGACUAAUGUUUAUAGUAAAAAUAAUAUUAAAUCUGUAAAACUGUUUAAUGCACAUUAACUUGAACAGGAACACUGCCCUCAUUCAGGUAAGCAUUUGAUAUUAUGACAUACUAGUAUAACAUAUCAAUGUUUUAAUGGUUCAUAGUACAGAUAAUUCUUAGACUUCAAGAAUAAAUGCUCCUGAAAUACAUUUACCACUUUUUAGGACAAUGUUGUUAUAGUCAAGUUAAGCAAGUCUCAGCAUUUAACCACAAGUUUUGGGUUAUAGUUCAUCCAUGUGGUCUCACAGGUGUAUGGGUUUUCAUGAUGAAAGGGAAUUUCAUAGUAGGAGUAGUUUUUCUCAGCUUGGCCCAAACGUUGGCUGUAAAAAUAAUCAGCUGCCACGUUCAAGUCCAUCUGGUGCAGAAUGGUGCUGAUUCUCUGCUCUGGGGAGUGUGGCCCCUGAAGGGCCUGGGUUUACAAAUGCUGCUUUUUGUUUAACACUAUUUUAAAUGUGAAGUAUAUUUAUGCAAAUAUAAAUAAGUGAAAUGUUGUUAGCUUCACUUAUGUCAUGAUUUAUUAUAGCUAAUAAGCUAUUAGACAGUUGACUCACUGUUACUCUGUAAUUAUUAACUUGUAAUAAAGUUUCACAGGCUCAGUCUUGCACUGACAACUUGAUUUCAUCACAGCUUAAUUAAGAGUAGGUUGUGAACAUUUGAAUAGACUAUAUAUCUGGACAAUGCCUGUUCCACAGAUGCAUAAGUAUUCUGGUUAGAUUAAUUCAUUUUAACAGCCUACGAAAGGUUAUACAAAUCCAUGUCUUUGAGCAUAUCUGUAAGAUUAUUACAGUUCGAUCUUAAAGGGAUAGUUCACCCAAAAAUAACAUUUCUCUCAUAAUUUACUCACUCUCAUGCCAUCCCAGAUGUGUUUGACUUACUUUCUUUAGCCAAACACAAAUUAAGACUUUUAGAAGAAUACUUCAGUUCUUUUUGGUCCAUACAAUGCAAGUUAAUGUGCGCCAAACUUUUGAAGCACCAAAAAUCACAUAAAGACAGCAUAAAAGUAAUCCAUAUAACUUCAGUGGUUAAAUCAAUGUCUUCAGAAGCUAUAUGAUAGGUGUGUGUGAGAAGAAGAUCAUUUUUUUUUUUAGUCGAUUUUUAAAUAAAUUCUCUUCCCUGCUCACUUUCACAUUCUUCUUCUUGUGUUUUUGGUGAUUCACCCACCCCCUACUGGGAAGGGAGAAGAAUUUCUAGCAAAAAUUGACUUUAAUAUUGAUCUGGUUUUGACCAACAUUUAUCAUACCACUUCUUAAGAUAUGGAUUUAACCAUUGGAGUCUUAAGAAUUAUUAUUAUGCUACCUUUAAGUGCUUUUUGGAGCAUCAAAAUGUUGGCACCCGUUCACUCACAUUAUAUGUACCUACAGAGCUGAAAUAUUCAAUAUUUUGGAACAAUUGAAAUAUUGUGUGAACUAUUCCUUAAAGUUUCAACUCAUAAAAGUGUAUUGCACAAGAACUAGAUUUAUGAAAUAUAGUUAUAUAAUUUCUAGACACUAUCCAGGGCGAUUUUAGAGAGACUUUAUCGGUUACUGGAUGCCUUGGCUGUCCCUAUGCUUAUGUUUUUAGGUGAAACAGCAAAAUUGGUGGUGGGUGUUUUUUUUUUUUUUUUUCCUGUUAUUGGAUAUCUUAGGUUUACCUCAAAAAUAAAGCCAUCUUUUCUCCCAUACCAUUCCUUAAUAUUAUUAAAUGUUUUGCUACUCUGACAGCUUAUGAUCAUUGACUACUCAACAUACGAACAAGUAUGUGCACAGGUUCUUUGUUUUAGUAAGAUUUUAGCAUCUUUCUCCUCCCGCACCUGCUGUUAGACAAACAGAUCUACAUUUUCAGCAAAAAAUGCCUUUAAAAUGGGUCUUUUAAAGACACUGCCAUAUGCUGCUUGCAUACAUGGAUCAAAUCAGUUGCUAAUGUUAUUAUCUAAAUCCUGUGCUCAUGUUUUUGCAUGGAUGUUGCAUAUGUGCUGUUUUACUGGGAUCAAAAUCAUGUUAUUGCAUUUGAUUUACUUUUUACUUUUAUGAACCAUAGAAAGGAGAAAACAUUUACAGUUUAGUUUUUAUUUAUUUUUUAUUCCCAAAAAUGAACUAUUUGGUGUAAUUAUGGUAACAAUUAUUGCCCACUGUAUUACAUGUUAAUUACCCUAAACUGCCCACCCUUGGCAAUCUUAAGUUCAAGAUUGAUUAACAUUUAGGCUACAACAUUGUUUGUCUUGUCUGUACUACGCUUCUUUCAAAGCGGUCUCAGAAAUAGGUAGGCCAAUAUAACCUUAUAGGUUUAGAAUGUGUAGAUUUAUCUGAAUUGCAUUGAGAAAGCAGAUAGUAUUUCCAGUUGUGUCCGUUUCCAUGGUUGAAAAUGUUAUUUAUUUUGUGAAUACCGAAAUUUUUAACACUAGUAUUAUUGUAAAGUAUGAAAAAGGAUCUUAAAUUACUGGUACAUCUAUGCAGAAGCAUUCUCACUAAGUUAAUUUAGCUUUAGAAAGAACAAAUGUAGCCUUGGACUUUAUAUUUUCUUCAUGUACAGUAUUGUAUGAUUAGGUACCCUAGGUUUUUACAGCAACAAUAACCAACAUUUAUAGCAUGUCAACAUUAUGUAUUUUAUAUUUAUUUGUAAAAAAAAAAAAAAAAGUAUUAAAUAGUUUUGUCAG